UUGCCCCCACCCGGAGGAGGCGGUGGCUGGCGGCGGGCCUGCAGCGGGGAGAGUAUUAAUAGGCGGCCCGGGGGGAGCGGCGAGGUCUGACGGGCAGGGCUGGGCGGCUGAGGGCGUGCGGGGCGAAGGCUUGGUCUCGAUCGCAAGGCGGCACAGGACAGCUCGGCGGGGGAGCGGCUAUAGUCGGUAGUGCCUUCCCUCAUCUCCGGUCCGCGCGAGCAGAGGCGGCGGCUCCACCACGAAGGCGAGAUGGAGGCUAGUACUUGCAAACAGGAUGUACUCCAGAAGAAGAAUGCUGUCUUGGUGGACGGAGUCAUCCUAAAUGGCCCAAUAACUGACUCAAAAGCAGGAGAGAAAUUUGUGGAAGAGGCGUGUAAGAUUAUAAUGGAAGAAAUAAUCCGGAAAGCUGAUGAUAUUACAGAAAAGGUUUGUGAAUGGCGGGCCCCUGAAACACUGAAGAAGAUUCUUGAUUUGGAAAUGAGAGAGACUGGAGAAUCUCAUCAGAAACUCUUGCAACUCUGCCGGGAUGUGAUAAACUACAGCGUCAAAACCAAUCAUCCAAGAUUUUUCAAUCAGCUGUACGCUGGAAUAGAUUAUUACUCAUUAGUGGCUCGUUUCAUUACUGAAGCAUUGAACCCAAGUGUAUAUACAUAUGAAGUAUCCCCUGUGUUUCUGUUAGUGGAAGAAGCAGUCAUCAAGAAAAUGAUUGAGUACAUAGGCUGGGAAGAAGGUGAUGGCAUAUUUAAUCCAGGUGGCUCUAUUUCUAAUAUGUAUGCUAUGAACUUAGCAAGAUACAAAUUUUGUCCAGAGAUAAAAGAAAAAGGGCUCUCAGGUUUGCCAAGACUAGUCCUAUUCACUUCGGAAGAGUGUCAUUACUCGAUGAAGAAGGCAGCCUCUUUCCUGGGUAUUGGUACAGAGAAUGUUUACUUCAUCAAAACAGAUGAAAGAGGUAAGAUGAUACCUGAGGAACUGGAGAAACAAGUCCAGCGGGCCAGGAAAGAGGGGUCAGCGCCAUUUCUUGUCUGUGCUACUGCAGGCACAACAGUACUGGGAGCAUUUGAUCCUCUGGAUAAAAUUGCCGAUAUCUGUGAAAAGCAUGACCUUUGGCUUCAUGUUGACGCUUCUUGGGGUGGCUCAGCUUUGAUAUCGAGGAAGCAUCGCAGACUUCUUCAUGGCAUCCAAAGGGCUGAUUCUGUUGCCUGGAAUCCCCACAAAAUGCUGUUGGCAGGAAUUCAGUGCUGCGCUCUUCUGGUGAAAGACAGCUCUGGCCUCCUGAAGAAGUGUUACUCUGCCAAGGCUGCAUACCUGUUCCAGCAGGACAAGUUCUAUGAUGUCAGCUACGACACUGGCGACAAGUCCAUUCAGUGCAGCAGACGUCCGGAUGCAUUCAAAUUCUGGCUCAUGUGGAAAGCAUUGGGAACCACAGGCCUUGAGGAGAGAGUGAACAGGGCGCUGGCUUUGGCUAGAUACCUUGUGGAAGAAAUUAAGAAAAGAGAAGGAUUUCAGCUUCUUUUGGAGCCGGAGUACGCAAAUGUUUGUUUUUGGUACAUUCCACCAAGCUUAAGAAAAAUGGAGGAUGGUCCUGAAUUUUGGCAGAAGCUACACCAGCUCCUGGAGGGAAGAGUUCCAAAAUAUCCUAACUCAAUGGGACUGGCAGAAUUCUGUUUUAUGUUGAGAAGAGGUGAGAGCAGGACUGCAGAUGAGGCAGGGCAGAAGGCGGGGAGCUCCGGAGAGAGAAGUACAGUUGCUCCCGUAGUUAAAGAAAGGAUGAUGAAGAAGGGCAGCAUGAUGCUCGGGUACCAGCCUAACCAAGGCAAAAUCAACUUCUUCCGCCAGGUGGUGAUCAGCCCGCAAGUGAGUCGAGAGGACAUGGACUUCUUGCUGGAUGAGAUAGAACUGCUUGCCAAGGACUUGUAGCUGUAGCUCUACGGCACCGGGCACUGCUUGUGUGUGACAAUUAUGGAGACAGAAUGGCAGCAGUGUUCUGGUGCUAUUUUUUGAAAGGUAGUAAAAAGCUUGACGUAUAGUUUGGAAACUAUCAUUUAACAUUGUGACGUUCAGAGUUUUGCAGGUAGAAUACCCUCCACAGGAAAGCGUUUGCUGAGGGGGGCUGGGACAGGCCAGUGCCUGCAGCACCACAGCCAUUCUGGGAAGUGUUUCCUGGAGCAGGGAGCGCUUCUGAAAAUGGUGUCUGUAUCCCAGAGAGGGCUGCUGUUCAUGGGGUGCCUGUGUAGCUCGGACUGAUUGCUUAUAUAGGCAGGCAAUACUCCUCUGAAGUUACUGUUAGUAGUGAAUUUAGCUCAGUGAGCUUUAAAACGCUCAUUAGUACUCUGUCUACUCUGUCAAUAUUUUAGUUUGGUAUGAGUUUAAGAGUAGAGACCUGGUUGAUAUUUACACUGGUAAGACUGCAAAUCAUGAACUUAAAUGAAGAGUUCCUCAAGGCCUCUAAUUAGGCAAGUUGCCCAGAUUUCCCACUGUGAGCACCAUCAGGCAGUAGAACAAGGGCCUGGUGAGGCUGUGCUGUCACCGUCCUUGGUGGUUUGCAGGACCUGUCGGGACAAAGCCCCGAGAAGUCAACACUGACCUUGCUUUGAGACAGUAGAACUAGGUGACCUUCUCAGGUCCCUUCCAACCUAAAUGAUUUGUGAUUCUGUGCAAUCUAAUGAUUGGGCCUGGUCAUUGUUUGCCAGUGUUGCCCACACUGCAAUAGCAGUGCUGAGAAUAUUGGAAGUGUCUUAGAAAUUCUUAUCUCUUUGGUAAUAGGAGUAAUCUAUUAAUUUCUGAAUUAUAUUUAAAGCAUAAAUAUUUAUUUAAUGGAUUUAGAUGCACUUCAAAAUUCUAACAGAUGAAAAAAGUAUAUUUACCUGAAAUAUAUGUAUUUUUAAACAUGACAACUCUAUGUUAAAAAUGUAGCAAAAUGACAAUUUUCGCUGUCAGUCUGUAUUUGCCUACAGAUUUGAGGUGACUUGAUUUUACAUUAUCAGUGUAUAAUUUAUAUUUUGGCACUGAAAUCAACAUGGAGGUGAUCUGUGAAAGCCUGCCUGUCCUUAUGAUGGGAGCCAUCUGAGUAUUUUUUUGUUAAUCUUACGUUGCAAAAUUAAGUUCUAAACUUUGUGUUAAGAAUUAUAGUAUCCUUUUGAUUUGUUGUCAUUCUAGCUAUAAAAGGGGCAGUUUUGUAAAGCUAGAGAUGUAUUUCUCGGGGUGAAUUUCUUGCAGCAGAUUAAUGAGAAUAACAUCUUCCGUCAUCUGAUCAACGCCUACUUACCUUUUUGUUUUGAUGUUUGUUCCUGAUUCUGUAUUUGAGGUAGCACUGACCAAUGCAAAUCUUUCUGCUGUAAUGUUUUCUGUAUUGCUGAAAGUUGUCUUUGAACACAGUGCUUUUAUAUUUUCAUUUCCUACAUUAUACUAGGAUCCAACAUCACGUGACAUUCCUACUUCCCACCUCCGGGAUGAUGGUAUGGAAAGUUUAGCAGGGUCAUGAUAACCUGGAAGGUCACACUAUCAGGGCAAGAGUAAGAUAGGAGGAAGAGGCAAGUCUGCAGAACUUGACAGAUGUCUUUAACAGUGUCCUGGAAGUGAUUAUUCUUUUGCUGUUACAGCGAGUCACUGGAUACUAAGCUGAACUCCACACUGAUAUUAACAUAAAAACAAAUGGCGCAACCUGGCCCCUUGAUUCGGCACUGUAAUAAUUGCAGAAUGCUUUAUCAUUUACUAUUUUGUGCUUCUGGGUAUACCAGUUGUUAUGAUUUUGUAAAGUACAUAACUAAAUUCAUUGCCCGUGGAACUUACUUAGCCUCCCAGCCACUCUGGGUGGAGUGCAGAGCGUGGCAAGGGGUGCUGAGUGUAUGCGAUGACUUCGCUGCUGCUUCUUGAGCUAGAUGGGACUGUUAACCCUUCACUUUUUCUUUUUUGUCUUUGAAGGGAAAGACAGAAUACAGUGUCAGCGUUCUUUUAUCGUUAUCCAGAGUCUUGGUGAGCACUUAAUUUUUGACUCAGAGGAAGCAUGUCACUUGCCAUCAACUAAGAAUUAGACCUGGUGUCUUGUGACGCCACUACUAUCAAAAACGUGUUGUUUCUCUCCACGUUAGUGCAUUUUUCUCUUUCCAGAUACUGUGGUACUUCUGGCACGUGUUAGGUUGAAGUAACAGUUUCUUCUGUAUCGGUAGUGGCUGUAGUUCUUUUUUUAAAGGAGGGGAAAAUGGAACUUUUUCACUGUUUGCAGAAAGCGUGUCUCAGAUCAACAUGUGCACUGAUGUCUUCAAAGGUAUGGUUUAACCUUUCAGUGUGGUGCGAGUGCCUUAUCUGAUGUCUGUAUAUUUUCUUGUGUUUCUGACCCUUUAUCAAGUCCAAUGUGCACAAUGUCUUAUUUCAGGACUAAUGUAAGUUUUUCAUAGUUGCUUACUUAGGAUUGAUAUGUACAAAAUGCUAUUUUGUAGAUGAUGAUUUUAAUAAAAAGUGAAGUAAAUGACACCCGUAUAAA
Numida meleagris (helmeted guineafowl) is the source of this 4480-nucleotide messenger RNA. It is a transcript of the gene GADL1, whose product is annotated as glutamate decarboxylase like 1. Gene Ontology annotation, biological process: carboxylic acid metabolic process. The coding region runs from base 250 to 1917 and encodes 555 amino acids. Gene Ontology annotation, molecular function: pyridoxal phosphate binding; carboxy-lyase activity. The record is from RefSeq and is a predicted model, not a curated record. The transcript has 16 exons. Gene Ontology annotation, cellular component: cytoplasm. NCBI's taxonomy places the organism in Eukaryota, Metazoa, Chordata, Aves, Galliformes, Numididae.